GAGCCCAUGCUGCAGCUGGCCGCCUCCGCCGCCUCGCCCCCGGAGCUGCGGCGCAGGUGCGUGGACGCCCACAUCGCCGGCGUUGCCGCGAUCCUCUCCUGCAGGGGCGAGGGCCUACCCCAGUACGCCACGGAGAGCGUCGUCGGGGGAGUGCCCGGAUGGCUUGCGGUCCACGCGGCGCUGUGCACGGGCGUGGAAGGCUGGAGCGACGACGACAGGGUGUCCUGCGCAUUCACCGCGCUGCGCACCGUGACCGCUCUGUCGAGGUAUCGGGCCAUGGAGGACUGGCUGGCCAAGCGCCCAGAUGGGCCACCCAUGCAGCCAUCUACUCCAAUGGCGUAUGAGUGA
Molecule: messenger RNA, 348 nt
Organism: Prorocentrum cordatum
Lineage: Eukaryota; Dinophyceae; Prorocentrales; Prorocentraceae
Source: the annotation of a GenBank genome assembly